AUGUACGAAUUACUAACUCAGUUGAGUGCAUUAGCUGUGAUUUUCGUUGUCAAGAGUCGUUGCGCACUUAUCGAUACCAGUGAUAGCAAGAUUUUAUCCGAAAGAACAAUGCUCAACAAUAACAACGAUCAAAUCUAUUACUUAUGUGGAACCUAUCCGAAUCAAUAUUAUUCAGUCGAACCUUGUUAUAUGACUGAAAAAGAAUGCGAAAAUGGCGGACAAGUGCUAAACCUUCAGUGUACAAGUGCAUGGCAGUGUAAUUCUGGCUAUUUGGGUGCUGAUGGCGAGGUUGAUUGUAUCAAUGGAUAUUGUUGUACGGUACCAGAAAAAGCUACUCCAGUGCCUAGCCGAAGAUUUGGUUAUUGUUAUGAUGGACAACUAUCGCAAGCUCGUUGCAAUGCACAGGGCCAAUGUUCUGCAGGACAAAUUUGUAUGAACGGGCUUUGUUGCAGCGUUACUGGAUUAGAGUCACGAUGUAAGCUAUUAGUUCGUUGA
Messenger RNA from Anisakis simplex (herring worm), 495 nucleotides. Lineage: Eukaryota; Metazoa; Nematoda; Chromadorea; Rhabditida; Anisakidae. The record is from the annotation of a GenBank genome assembly.